This is a messenger RNA of Rosa chinensis, 3471 nucleotides long. Its product is annotated as putative disease resistance protein At1g50180. The record is from RefSeq and is a predicted model, not a curated record. Lineage: Eukaryota; Viridiplantae; Streptophyta; Magnoliopsida; Rosales; Rosaceae. The coding region runs from base 108 to 3110 and encodes 1000 amino acids. The transcript has 5 exons. Gene Ontology annotation, molecular function: ADP binding. Gene Ontology annotation, biological process: defense response to other organism.
GGUAACUACUGAGAGGCAUAUUUGUAUAUAGAACUUUUGUUUUCCAUCCACUGCUAAGAAGAUUAAUUUCACCAAUUUGAGAGAGAGAGAGAGAGAAGAUCAGAAAUAUGGCUGAAGGAGUUGUCACAGUUGUGGCUGAAGGGAUCAAGCCUCUGGGAGAUUUCAUCAUUCAGCAAGCGAAGUUCUUGAGCGGAGUCAGCUAUCAAGUUGAGCUUGCACAAGUUGAACUUCACUUGAUCCGCGGCUUCCUCAGAGAUGCAGAUAAAAGACAAGGAGAAGAAGAGGUAGUCCGCAUUUGGGUUAAACUGAUUAGAGAUGCUGCUUAUGACUUGGAGGAUGUCACUGAAUCUUUUGCAUUGAAAGUGGCUUCCAGGAGGAGAGGAGGUACUGUGAAGAUUGUUCUCAAAAAGUUUGCCUGCAUCUUUAAUGAAGGACUUGAUCGAUACAAGAUUGGGUCUGAAAUUGAGGAUAUUAUGACCAAACUUUCUCAUCUGAGGUCGAGUUUGCAAAGUUAUGACAUCAGGCAAAUAAAAGGGGUUGAAAGUGUGGCUUCAGUUUUCAAGGGGCAACGAGAUAGGAGGCUAACUUAUGGUCAUGAAGUUGAAAGUCAUAUUGUUGGGUUGAAGGAAAACACGGACACGCUGGUCAAAGAGUUGCUAAGAGAAGGAAAGCGACACCGUGUUGUUUCUAUUUGGGGGAUGGGCGGCUCCGGAAAAACUACUCUUGCGAAACAGGUUUUUCUUCAAGAUGAAGUUAAGCGUCAUUUUGAUUGUUCUGCUUGGAUCUGUAUAUCUCAACAAUGUGAAGGAAGAGAUGUUUUGGAAGAGAUUUUCAUUAAACUCAGUUCCCCAACACAAGAGCAAAGGAAAGAAAUUGCCAAGAUGAGAAAGGAUGAAAUAGCAGAGAAGGUUUGUAGUAUCCAACGAGAAAAGAGAAGUCUGGUGGUCCUUGAUGACAUAUGGACUCACGAGGCUUGGGAUUCCAUAAAAGCUGGAUUCCCAAUCAACGAGGAAACAGAAAGCCGGAUAUUACUCACCACUCGUAAGAAAGAAGUUGCCUCGUUUGUAUCCAGAAAUGAUUUUCUCCACCAACCUCAACCUCUAGAUGACAAGCAAAGCUGGGAACUGUUUGAAAAGAUUGCGAUAUGUAGAAGAGAGGAAACAGACCAGGAAAUUUAUGCAAAGAAGAGAGAAUUAGGAAAGAAGAUGCUCGAUCGUUGUUCAGGUUUUCCAUUAGCCAUCAGUGUGCUCGCUGGUCUUUUAAGUAGAAGAGAGACAGAUGCUGAAUGGGAAACUGUACUUGGAAGUGUUGAUGCAUACAUAAUGAGAGGCUCAAAUGUACUUGAAAGAGAAAACACCGGUCAAGAAUAUGGUGUAUCGGGUGUCUUGGCAUUGAGUUAUGAUGACUUACCAUCUCACUUAAAACUCUGUUUUCUAUACUUAGCCCAUUUUCCUGAGGAUCAUGAGAUACCGGUAAAAAGAUUGACUCAAUUAUGGAUUGCAGAAGGUUUUAUAACUUCAACGUCAGAAAUGGAUGUCUCAGUGGAAAUAUUGGAAGAAGUAUCGUAUAGUUGCCUAGUUGAAUUGGUGGAAAGAUCUAUGAUUCAAGUUGCAGAAUAUGGUUUAAGCGGGAAGGUGAAAACUUGCCGUCUCCAUGAUCUUAUGCGAGACUUGUGCUUGCAAAAGGCAGAAGAGGAGAAUUUUCUCCGAAUUAUUAAUUUUUCUGCGGGUCUGGUACAUAAGACAGCACUAAUUGGUAAGGUUCGAAGACUUGCCAUCUACUUGGAUGAAAAUGUUAAAUAUGAGUUGAGUGGUAAGGUUAGAAGAGAUGGCCACGUUAGGUCUCUAUUAUACUUUGCCCCAAAAAAUUUCGACCAAAACUGGAACAAAAGAAUAAUGCGGUCAGUAUUCAAUGACUUCAAAUUGCUUAGAGUUCUUAAGUUUGAAAACAUAUACAGAGAUUUUGACUUGCCAAAGACGAUUGGGAGUCUAGUCCACCUGAGGCUUCUAAGUCUGAAGGAUAGUGCAUUUCGUGCGUUGCCAUCAUCUGUAUAUAAUCUGGUACUUUUGCAGACUCUAGAUCUUCGUGGUUUUGCUUUAUUUCCUUUUUGGUUUGGUCGGGACAGGGUGACCAAAAUCAGAAAUGUGUUUUGGAAUAUGGAGCAACUGAGGCAUUUAUAUUUACCUGCUGAGCACUCUGUAUGUGGUAAGAAACUAUCAUUAGCACCGCUGUGCAAUUUGCAGACGUUGGUCAAUGUUUCAAUCAAGAAUUGUGAUUUGAAUGAUCUUGUUCAAUUAACCAAUCUGAAGAAACUAUGCAUAACUGCAUCACAGUCUAGUGACUUGCAAAAGUUGAAGGACAUGUUGAUAUCAAGAAGCAUCACAUUUAAACAUCUUCGGUCGCUAUCUCUGACGGCAGGCGGACAUGUUAAUGAGGAUAUACCAAGAGAUAUAGUUUUAAGGUGUCCUCAUUUAUGCAAGCUGCUCUUGAGGGGGAAAAUGACAGAGUUACCGGAAGAGCUCCUGGACUAUGCAAACCUCACCAAGAUAACAUUGAUUACAACAAAUCUGAAGGUUGGCCAGAUAGAAAUAGUGGAGAAGCUGCCCAAGUUAAGGGUGCUUUACCUCGGUUUUGAUUCUUUCGAAUCAGAAACAAUGGUUUUCUCCCAAGGAGGCUUUCCUCAUCUGGAAUUUCUUACCCUUUAUUCUUUGUAUAAAUUGAAGGAGUGGAGGUUGGAGAAAGAAGCCAUGCGUAGUCUUCAAAGAUUGCGCAUUGAAUGGUGCCGAGAAUUGCGGGCAGUUCCAGAUGGGCUUCAGGAGAUUACUACCCUCAAGGAAUUAACAAUUAACGGGAUGCCCAGUACAUUCUGCAGUAGAGUUGAGGAAGGAGGGGAGGAUUUCUACAAAAUCAAACAUGUGCCUUCUCUUAUAAUCACAAAUGCCUGGGGCAAGAAGAAAGACAAGGAGCCAGAAAUGGAGGAAGCAGCAGGUGCGUCUCAACUAGUUGCGGGUCCAGCCGGUGACUCUCAUCGGGAAUCAACUGUGGAUGCUCCUCCUCCUCCUCCUCCUGAUGAGAAAACAGAGGAAAUACAAGCUUCAUCCACUCCUUAGUGAAAUCCACAAGUUCGACUCGGUUGCUCCGCUUGACCACAUAUAUCAUACUGAAUCGGAAUCUUUAUCACUUGCUGCAGCCUAAUUACAACCGACGUGAACAAGGCUAGAGGCUUCAUUUUGAUUACUUGCACAGGUGUACUUAUGAUGGCCAAUCCCAUACGGCCCUUCUUUAAUUCUCCAUUGCCUCUCUUUCUUCUUCCGCCGCAACAGCAUGAGCUGCUUUCUUCCCCCAGUCCCCCGCCGCUUUACACGGACCAGUCACACACACAGUUAUGUUUACAUUGUAAUUUGAUAUCCAAGUCUACAUUCUAUGGGCUGUUUUCUUCCGCGGCAGCUGCUGUGACUUAUGUGCCAGGUU